GCGUCCGCAGCGCUCCUCGCGCUCUUUACGUCGGAGUCCAAGGAGUAGGCGUUUCCGGCCAUUCAUACGCCUUGUCUUUCGGACCUGGGUGGUCCGGUUUUGUUCACUAUCCGACCGAAAGAGGGACGGCGCCGCUAGGAUGAAGCUCGUGAGAUUUUUGAUGAAAUUGAGUCACGAAACUGUAACCAUCGAAUUAAAGAAUGGAACACAGGUCCAUGGAACAAUCACAGGUGUAGAUGUCAGCAUGAAUACCCAUCUUAAAGCUGUGAAAAUGACUUUGAAGAAUAGAGAACCGGUACAGCUGGAAACACUGAGUAUUCGAGGAAAUAACAUUCGAUAUUUUAUCCUACCAGACAGCUUACCUCUGGAUACACUACUUGUGGAUGUUGAACCAAAGGUGAAAUCUAAGAAAAGGGAAGCUGUUGCGGGAAGAGGCCGAGGCCGAGGAAGAGGAAGAGGACGUGGUCGGGGUAGAGGAAGAGGGGGUCCUAGGCGAUAAUGUCUCUCAAGAUUACUAUUUCAAAGUGAUACGUGAUUGGGCAUAUUUUUUGUACAGGUUUUGUUUGUUUAUGUCAGUUUUUAAUAAACAUAAAUGUAGGACACAGUU
This is a messenger RNA of Zalophus californianus (California sea lion), 607 nucleotides long. It is a transcript of the gene SNRPD1, whose product is annotated as small nuclear ribonucleoprotein D1 polypeptide. Gene Ontology annotation, cellular component: U12-type spliceosomal complex; catalytic step 2 spliceosome; commitment complex. The coding region runs from base 140 to 499 and encodes 119 amino acids. Gene Ontology annotation, biological process: RNA processing; spliceosomal snRNP assembly. Gene Ontology annotation, molecular function: RNA binding. The transcript is spliced from 4 exons. The record is from RefSeq and is a predicted model, not a curated record. Lineage: Eukaryota; Metazoa; Chordata; Mammalia; Carnivora; Otariidae.